Daldinia loculata is the source of this 623-nucleotide messenger RNA. RefSeq lists its product as uncharacterized. Lineage: Eukaryota; Fungi; Ascomycota; Sordariomycetes; Xylariales; Hypoxylaceae. The record is from RefSeq and is a predicted model, not a curated record. The coding region runs from base 75 to 623 and encodes 182 amino acids. The transcript has a single exon.
GCACAAGUCCUUUACAGUCAACAUUUCUUGUUUCAAACACAUUCUUUUACAAUUUUGACCCAAAUUUAAGCAAAAUGUCUACCAACAAGGGUACUCGCCUUACACACAAAUCUCUCCCGCAACUUAUCAUUCCAUUAGGGAGUCGUCGGGUGGAGCCUGAGGAGAUUACAGUGAGCCGCGUCGAGGACUUCCUAGACUACUGUAUCAAGAACAAAAAGGCACCUAUCACGCGGCUCCCAGAUAUUGCCUUUAUCCCCCCUCCAGGCACUUCAGGCUCGAGUUCAGGUGAUACAGGAAACCAGGGGAAGGGAAAGGAGCCCGAAAAGAAGCCCAGCAGUCAUGAAGAUCAGGAAGAUCCGGAUACUCUCGCAUUUACGGAUUGUGAAUACGACAGGCUGGAGGCAUUGCAAGCAGAGCUUGCCAAGGUCAAGGUGCUACAUCAGAAGUUGUAUCUCGAGACGACCGUAGGCUCGAAUAAGAGGGAAGCAAUGGCAAAGUGCAAGAAAGCCAGAACUGAGCGGGAGCAUAUUAAUAACGAGAUCUCGGAAAUUUAUCGAAAGAGGGGGAUUCGCCGAGACUUUAGACGAGAUGCAAACCACCCUAAGGGAAUAAAGAAUUGGUGA